AUGUCAUCUGAAGAUAUUGAAGAAAAAAGAUUAAAGAUCCAUACAUCUACAGAGUUUAUUAAGAAAUCAAUUACAAAUCACUUUACGGAACCAUUUGAACCACGUAUUCUAAUCAUCUGUGGCUCUGGCUUGGGUGGUAUUUCUAAUCGACUUGAUGCAAAUAAGGAAAAAUUAGUUAUACCAUAUUCUGAUAUACCAAACUUUAAAAAAAGUACUGUUCCUGGACAUAUGGGAACAUUAAUUUUUGGUACGAUGAAUCGUACUCCAGUCGUAUUGAUGAAUGGUAGACUGCAUGGAUACGAAGGCAAUUCACUCUUCGAUACUACUUUCCCUAUCCGUGUUCUGGAUGGAUUAAAAACAGUUCAAACUUUAAUUGUAACGAAUGCUGCAGGGGGUUUAAAUCAUGAUUUCCAAACUUGCGACCUUAUGUGCAUUUACGACCAUAUAAACUUCCCUGGCUUGGCAGGUAAGCAUCCACUGAUUGGAGAAAAUAUGGAUGAAUAUGGCCCAAGAUUCCUGGCUUUAAGUGAUGCUUACGAUUUAGAAUUACGAAAGUUAUUAUUUAGAAAACAAAGGGAAUUAGGUAUAUCAAGGAAAUUGCAUGAAGGUACUUAUUGUUUUGUUUCUGGCCCAACUUUCGAAACAAGAGCGGAAUGUAGAAUGAUUAAUGCGAUGGGCGGCGAUGCUGUUGGUAUGAGUACUGUUCCUGAAGUAAUCGUUGCUAGACAUUGUGGUUGGAGAGUUUUAGCGUUAAGUCUAAUUACUAAUAAAUCCGUCUUAGACCACCCCGCGAGCGUAUUUGAUGAAAAUCCAGUUGCUUUAGACGUUGGUAUAGCAAAUCAUGCAGAAGUACUGGAGAAUGGUAAAUCAGCAUCUACCGAUGUUGAACAUCUAAUUGCUGCAGUAGUAGGCGAUCUGUAA
Messenger RNA from Henningerozyma blattae CBS 6284, 921 nucleotides. RefSeq names its product purine-nucleoside phosphorylase (gene PNP1). The transcript has a single exon. NCBI's taxonomy places the organism in Eukaryota, Fungi, Ascomycota, Saccharomycetes, Saccharomycetales, Saccharomycetaceae. Bases 1 to 921 code for a protein of 306 amino acids. Gene Ontology annotation, biological process: nucleoside metabolic process. The record is from RefSeq and is a predicted model, not a curated record. Gene Ontology annotation, cellular component: cytoplasm. Gene Ontology annotation, molecular function: purine-nucleoside phosphorylase activity.